This is a messenger RNA of Meleagris gallopavo (turkey), 5240 nucleotides long. It is a transcript of the gene RBM12B, whose product is annotated as RNA binding motif protein 12B. NCBI's taxonomy places the organism in Eukaryota, Metazoa, Chordata, Aves, Galliformes, Phasianidae. Gene Ontology annotation, molecular function: RNA binding. The record is from RefSeq and is a predicted model, not a curated record.
CGCCAUCCCGCGGCCCCGAGCUGCGGCCUGCUGGCGGGCGGGACCUGUUUCCUCUCCGGGCGGGCGCUGCGCUGGCUGCGGGCGGAGCUGCUGCUCUGCGGCGGUGGGAUCGGUCCUGCCAGCGGCCUGCCCGCCUGCGGCGCUCACCCGCAUCUGUCUUCGACGGGAAACCGGUGUGCGACGGCCCGUUGCCAGUGCUAGAGCCCGUUUGUAAGACGAUUGGAAUAACAAAUCAUCAUCACCCCACCAGCUGUUUGACACUUCUCAUACAUACUGGGUUUUACAGUUGUGACAUUUCUGUGAACGUGCCUUCUGGUUUGCACGUUCACGGUCUGCAAGCCAUUGCAAUCUCACUACAUUGCAGCAAGAACGUUAGUCAAAUUCAGACUUAGUUUCAUAAAAUGUUAUUUAUUUAUUUAUUUUUGAAAGAGAGAAGUGUUAAUUUAGCGAGCUUUUAAUGGCACUUGAAAUUUGCUAAGAGUGUGGAAGUAUAGAUGUAGCACUGCUUUCUAGCCAACCCACUCAAGUGCAGAAUCUCUUAAAGCAUUGUUGGGUGUACUUCCAUGUUUUUAAGUGGGUGGCAUGAGGUUGUCAGUCUAUUUAUGAUGUAAAUCCCUGUUCUCUGAAGUCCUUGCUCAGAUUAUGAAUUGGCCCUUGCAUCCUGAAAGUCACUGUAUUCAUUCAGUUAAACAGUUGGAUGGCUUAUCUACCGGUCCUGCUCCUUCUUGAUUGUUUAAUGUGAAGUCAGUAAAAAUGUGUUAUCAGAUCUUGCUUUUCUGUUUAAGGACUUCUUGAAGUGUCUGGUUUUAACCAGUGAAGGUUGUAUGUUGUAUACGUGAUACAUCGUAGAGAACUUGCCAUUUAUCAUCGAAGAAGUUCUGAGGAGAUCUGUUCUGAAUGCUGUUUAAGGAUUGGGAUGAAAUUCAGAAAUACUACAGAUUAAAUACAUCGGCAAGUAGCAGGGCAGCGGAUUUGACUUUUCAAGACAUGAAGGCCUUACAAAGAAAAUCCUGCCCUUGAAUUUCUUCUUGCUUCUGGCAUUGCUUUCACAUCUGUUAAGAAGAUAGAUUAAAGUGUGUCCAGCUGGGAUGGAGUUAACUUUCUUCAUAGCAGCCGAUACGGUGUUCCGGAUUUUUGGCUAAACAGUGCUGACGACACCAGUGUUUUGGCUUUCCCUACGCAGCCUUUGCACAAGGUCAAGGUUUUCUUUUUCCCAUUCAGCUACUCCAGCUGGUAGACAGGGAGUGGCCAAGAGGUUGUGAGAGCAUAGCCAAGGCAGCUGACCCAGGUUAUCUGAAGAAAUGUUUUGUACCAUAUAGUGUCCUGCUCAGCAGCACAAGCUGAGGUAGGGGAAGAUUUUUGUUCGCUGGAUUUUUUUGGGGAAAGGGAGGCAGGGUAUGUUUUUGGCUUUUAAGGUGGCUGUUGUUCUGAGGCAGAUCUUCUUCAUGUAGGAGUUGGUGAGUGAUUUCCUUUGUUUUGCUUUUUUUUUUUUAAUCUUUCCUUUACAUGUUAAAUUGUUUUUAUCGUGACCAAGAGUUUUCUUGCAUCCAUUCUUAUUUUCUUCCCUGUCCUGUUGAUGGGGAUGUGGAGUAAACAAUCAACUGCGUGGCUGCUGGCUGGAGUCAGUUCACUGCAAAAAUACAGAGGGCUGAUGAUCUUCAGUACAAGUAUUAAACAGGCAUUUGUUUUGGUUAGUUGUGUUUAUAAAUUGCUGAUGUAGAAGUGACCAGAAUGUGUUAGUUACAGAAUUUGGUCUUUGCUGUUGCUUUUCUGGACUUUGUGAAAUGAGAGUUACUGUGAUCAGCAGCUAAGUUGACAUCAGGAUCUAAUGGUUUCUACUUGUUACUGAACAAGGGUUUUUGCAGGAGAUGUUUGCAGAUGCUUGUUAACAGGGCCUUGGGUUCUUGUUCUUUUUAAAUGGAUGUAGUUGUGUGCUCUGGAAGCUUAUCUUUGUUCUGACAGUAUUGCACUGUGUGUUGCGUGUCAUUAGAUGAUAAUGUUGACAAUUUGGAUGUGAUCAAGUCAGUGUAUUAAGUGAUUUUGAAAGGCAGUUAAUAUUUAGGGAAGAUACUGAAUUCUGCUUUGUGAACUGAGGAGCUCGUUGAAGUUUCUUCUCACUACAUGUGUUUGCUCUUUUGAUUGUCUUCACUCCUUAUGCUAAGUAUGGUGCUGGACUGGUGAGUAGCAUACUCUUGUGAACUAUGAAAGAAGGUGGACUGUGGAAGAAUGGACACGUACUGUAAUCUUGAGAUGGACUUACGCAUCUUUCAAGAACUCAAAGACUUGAGGGUUAUCCCUGAUAUGUAGUCGGUCUGUUUGAUUUCAGCGGUUUGGUAUGACACAGUUGAUGAAUCUCAUCGUGUUUUCAUCAUUUGCAGAAGUCAACUUUUGAAUAUCCUUUGCUUUGGAAACACAAAAGAUGUAAUGUUCCUUGGAACAUGGAAGGAGGCCUUCAUUUUAUCACAGAUUGUGGUUUCAUUACAUGCUUGGCUUUAAUAUUAGCCGCUGCUCUGGAAGCUGCAGCAAUGUAGCAAAGUUUGUAAACCGAAGUACAGAUAUCAGCCAUUAAUUAUGUUUCAUUUUCUUUCCACAGUUAAGUUGAUUUUACAGAAUUUAUCAGGUCUUCCAAGCAGAAACAGGUAAGCUGCCGAAAGCUUAACACUUCUCACUGAGUAUUGUGACAAGAUCGUACAUGGCAGUUUAUUCGCACAGACUUGUGGCUGGGAUCUAGGAUAUACUCUCCUGAGUGCAUGUGGCUGCUGCAAUUAAUACUCUGACUACAUGAAAGAGACAACAUUUCUGAACGCUGAGAAAAACACGUGAUUGCAGAACUGAUCACUGGUUAGAGCAACUUGUCAAAGCAGUAAAGUCAUCACUGCUGUUGAAUUACUUCAUUUUCCAGUAUCACAGUUACCCUUUUUCUUUUCUCCUUUUUUCAUCUAGUAUUUUUAGUGUUUAUGUUCACAAAUGUCCUGUUCAAAAGUAAACAGGAAUUUUUGUUCCUUAGGACUGGUCUGAGAUCUCUGGCAUACAGCAGCUGUGCCGUGAAAGACUGUAGGCGUUCUUCAGGUGAUUUUUGCUGUGGGUUGAGCUCAGCAUGGCUGUAGUCAUCCGUUUGCAGGGGCUUCCUGUUGUUGCGGGUCCUGCAGAUAUCCGUCGUUUCUUCUUGGGAUUGAAUAUUCCCGAUGGAGGUGUGCAUAUUAUUGGAGGAGAAAUUGGGGAGGCUUUUAUUAUAUUUGCAACAGAUGAAGAUGCACGGCGUGCCAUGAGCUGUUCGGGAGGGUUUAUCAAAGACUCCCGCAUAGAGCUCUUUCUCAGCAGCAAGGCAGAAAUGCAGAAUACCAUAGAAAUGAGCCGGAAGCGAUUUGACCGUGGGGGACGAGAAGCUAUGCCUGGGUCUAGACGAACAGGUCCUAAUGGUUCUGGUGGAUCAGGUGUUGGAGAUGUUCCACAUUUAGUUGCAGCAUUUACAAAAGGGAUAAAUAAGCCUGGUUACGGUCCACCAAAUCAUCCAGAGGCUGGCUUCCACACCAAUGGCACGAGACAAGGUGAUGUAGGUAUGCCUAAAUCAGGCUAUCAGUCAAGAAAGGAUUCUCAUGCAUUUAACCCAGAUGAUCUUUACUUAUUUCUACGUGGUAUACCUUACUCUGCAACAGAAGAUGCAGUACGCGAUUUCCUUUCCGGGAUACGUGUGGAUGGAGUCAUUCUGAUUAAGCAUCGUAAUGGUUUAAAUAAUGGUAAUUGCUUGGUAAAAUUUGCUACGCCUGGUGAUGCCUUAGAAGGACUUAAACGGCACAGACAGUAUAUGGGUCAGAGGUUUAUAGAAAUAAGUCCAACUACGGAGGAACGGUGGAUUGAAUAUGGUGGGAGGGUAGACAUGCCAAAUGAGAUGGAUCAUUUUUUCUGCAAAGAACAUUCUCCAAGAAGUUCGGGCUACAUGCAUGCAAGGAAACAUUCUCAUUCAAGGUCACCUAGGAGACAAAGAACACGUUCUCGAUCACCUUCCGGCCAGGAAUAUUACAUACACUUAAGGAAUCUAUCAACUAAUGUGGAGAAGAGAGAUUUGAGAGAAUUUUUCCCUGAUCUGGAUAUAAGCAACAAACAAAUAAAGAUUUUAUCGGAAAAGCAUCAGAGGAGGACUAGAGAUGCCUUUGUGAUGUUAAGGAACGAGAGAGAUUAUCAGGCUGCUUUGGAAUGUCAUAGAAAGGUUCUUCUCAAUCGUUCUGUUUACAUUUUUCCAAUUUCGAGAAAGUCAAUGUUGAAAAUGCUUGAUUCUUACGAGAGGAAAAGAUCACAGGAAAGAGCUCAUCCUGGGCAGGCCAUAACAGAAAAAAGUUAUCGGGAAGGUCAUUCUGGCCUGAAGAUAUGUGCUUACGUAAGGAAUUUUCCAUUUGAUGUGACCAAAGUUGAAGUGCGAAGGUUUUUUGAGAGGUUUGAUAUUGAUGAAGAUGAUAUUUACUUGCUCUAUGAUGACAAAGGAGUUGGGCUGGGAGAGGCAUUAGUGAAGUUUAAAUCUGAAGAACAAGCCAUGAAAGCAGAAAAUUUAAAUCAUCAAAGGUAUUUGGGAACAGAGGUAUUACUAAGACUUAUAUCUGAAGAGCAGAUGCAGAAGUUUGGUGUAAGUGCUCCAUUCUCUACACCCAAUGAAAUGCAGGGUCAUUCACAUGCGUAUAACAGAGGUGAGCUGUCCCGUCCGGUCGGCUCACCUGGACCACCACAAGGGCCACCCAUGCAUUCAUUUGGUCCUCCUGGGAACUUCAGGCAUCCUUCUGAAUUUAGGCACCCCCCUGAGAAUUUCAUGGGCCCUCCUAAGGAUUUUAGAGGUCCACCGCCCCUCAUGGAUUUUGGUGGUGACAGCAAACCUUUUGGCAGAAUGGAAUUCGGGAAUAAUAAAAUGGGAAAUUUUCCUGAAGGAAGAUUUAUGCCGGACCCAAAUUUCAGUGGUGGUUCUGACCGGAUUGUUCCUAUCCGCUUGAAAAACUUACCUUUUAAAGCGACUCCUAAUGAGAUUCUGGAUUUUUUCUAUGGCUACAGAGUUAUACCAGAGUCUGUUUCUGUACAGUACAAUGAACAAGGAUUACCUUCAGGUGAUGCCAUCGUCGCUAUGACAAACUAUGAGGAAGCUAUGACUGCUAUUAAUGAAUUGAACGAUAGGCCAAUUGGUCCACGGAAGGUUAAGCUGAGUUUGCUGUAAAGGAAGUAAAGAUGCUCUAGAAUAAAACAUUAUAGAUUUGACAGUA